Messenger RNA from Andrographis paniculata, 857 nucleotides. RefSeq names its product 40S ribosomal protein S10-1-like. Gene Ontology annotation, cellular component: cytosolic small ribosomal subunit. Bases 118 to 654 code for a protein of 178 amino acids. The transcript has 5 exons. NCBI's taxonomy places the organism in Eukaryota, Viridiplantae, Streptophyta, Magnoliopsida, Lamiales, Acanthaceae. Gene Ontology annotation, molecular function: structural constituent of ribosome; RNA binding. The record is from RefSeq and is a predicted model, not a curated record.
GGGGAUAGCUUUAUAAGAAACCCUAAAUCUCAAUUGCUAGGGCACUCUACUCGGAAGCGGCAGCUGCAUUUUCUGCAUUUGGUGAUUCUAUCGACUCUCUUCUAGAGCAGAGCAGCCAUGAUUAUUCCAGAGAAGAACCGGAGAGAGAUCUCCAAGUACCUCUUUCAAGAGGGUGUGUGCUUUGCAAAGAAGGACUACAACUUGGCGAAGCACCCCGAGAUCGAUGUCCCGAACCUCCAGGUGAUUAAGCUCAUGCAGAGCUUCAAGUCAAAGGAAUACGUGCGGGAGACUUUUGCCUGGAUGCAUUACUAUUGGUAUCUUACUAACGAUGGAAUUGAGUUCCUGCGGACGUACCUCAACCUGCCCUCAGAAAUCGUCCCCGCCACGCUGAAGAAGUCGGCCAAGCCCCUUGGCCGUCCCAUGGGUGGACCGCCAGGAGAUCGUCCUCGUGGACCUCCUAGAUUUGAUGGAGAUAGACCACGGUUUGGUGGUGAUAGGGAUGGCUACCGUGGUGGACCAAGAGGGCCACCUGGUGAAUUUGGCGGUGACAAAGGUGGAGCGCCUGCUGAUUAUCAGCCUGCUUUCAGGGGUGGUGGCGGGCGCCCUGGUUUUGGCCGCGGUGGGGGUGGCUUUGGUGGAGCUCCUUCAAGUUAGGUUUUUUAUAUCAUCUACUUAUAUAAAAUUGUGGCACCUAAGUUGAAGUUUUGCAUUUUACCUUCUGAAAUGUACUCUCUGAUGUUUUUGUUGGUCUGAAAUUUUGUUCCCGUGACAAGAACGUGUUGGCUGCACAUUUAUCUGCCACAAUUACAUCUUUUUCGUUUGUUUAUUUGUUAUUAUGAUGCUUUCAUUGACUGGUA